UAAUGAUUUUGAGGCUAGAAUACGUUCAAUUUGUCAUUUUUUGAAUGAAGUGUUGAGCAUCUCAAAGAAGGGACAGAAUCCAGAUGUUGCGUUUGCGUGCCUCGUUACCUUUAAGAUGCUGUGUCGGUAACGCGUUGUUUUAACACCGUCUCCUCCAGCAGAGGCCACGCGGACCGGCCGCGUGCUUCAUUAAGUUUAACGAGCACCGUUUGUUUUUUAAUUAAGACCCGAGGAAGAGGACAUUAACGUCUCGAGCGGAUUCUUCUGAAAUGUCGGAUUUCAUUUUUUGUCGGCCGACCGUGAAGCAGCGGCGGCGGCGGGAGGGACUGCACGAGACGAGACGAGACGGGGUCCGCGAGGAGGGUGGGCGCGUGCAUUAAAUACUUUCCCUUUAAAGCGGAGAGGGACAGAGGGGGUGAAGGAGAGACAUAAAAAAAGAAAAGGAAGAAAGACAGAGAGGGAGGGAGGGCGAGAGAGGGAGAGGGAGAGAGAGGCUUUUUUUUUUUUUAAAAAAAGAGAAAGAUGUCCUCCCGUCGAUCGAAACACCGAGGCGGAGUCAUGGACCGCGGCCGACCGGGAGCCCUCUAGUCUGGGGACGAGCUGUACGCAACACCGAGGCUUUGGGACUCCAACGCUGCGGCCUUUUUUUUUUUUUUUUUUUCUUGCAGGAGCUACAAAUAAUCUCUAUUUUUUUUUGCAUGCAAUUCACCACAUUUUAACUAAUGUAGACAUAAGCAACUUAUAUAUAUAAAACACCAUUAAAGCAAGCAUGAUAUCAACCAUUUUUUGGCGCGUUUACAAAAUGUUUACCGCCAACGGGGUAUGAUUUCAUCACUGAUAGCAGCCGCAGCACUCAUUAGCCGUGAGAGCUAGCUGUCGUCCGGUGUCAUCAAACCCGGACAGGUGAAGAGGAGACACAGGCCUCAGGUUUUGUUUUCAUAGCGGUCCCUCCUCGGCUCCGUCCCCCUCCUCCCUCCCCUCUUCGGGCCGCUAGCUGCUGCUGGUCCUCGGCUGUCAGAGGGUUCAAGAUGGACACCUCCUGGAGUAAUUUCCUCUUUCAGACUCCGUCGGCUCAGAGUCAGACUGAGACGCCUCUUCAGUCCGAUCUGCUCCCGGAGCUCAGCGGAUCGGCUCAGAGUCCUCCAGCCGAGCAGAUCGGCACACCGCCGUCCACCGUUGACACUGCCGCCCUCAGCGAGGAGCCACUUCCUGUCAAACCGCUCACCAAACCCGGCCGGCCGGCCCACAUCUGUGCCACCUGCAACAAGGAGUUCAAGAACAGCUACAACCUGCGGCGCCACCAGUCGGUGCACACGGGCAUCAAGAUGAAGGACCGGGCGGCCCGGGAGAAGGAGGACGGAGGUAAAGGUGGACGGGUGGAGAAGCAGACGGUGCCUCUGUCGCUCCUCCACCUCGCUAUGCCUCCUCCUCCUCCUCCACCUCCUCCCCCCACACAGGAGACCCUCCCCCAGCACGGUCAGCAGCACGCCAACCAGGAGAGCCAGCAGGUCUCUGUGUCCAUCGCCCCGGCAACUGUAACCAUGGCCGCACUGCCUCAACCAAUCCAGGCAGCUGUUGUGGUGGUGGGCUCCAUGGAGCAGAAUCCGAACCCCCACCCAAACACCAACCAGGUGAGGAAGAACCACGCGUGCGAGGCCUGUGGGAAGGCCUUCAGAGACGUUUACCACCUGAACCGCCACCGUCUGUCCCACUCGGACGAGAAGCCGUACUCCUGCCCCAUCUGCCAGCAGCGCUUCAAGAGGAAAGACCGCAUGAGCUACCACGUCCGCUCGCACCAGGGUGGCGUGGAGAAACCCUACGUCUGUCCGCACUGCGCCAAGGCCUUCUCCCGACCGGACCACCUCAACAGCCACGUCCGACAGGUGCACUCUACAGAGAGACCGUUCAAGUGCACGACGUGCACGUCGGCGUUCGCCACGCGGGAUCGUCUCCGCGCUCACCUGAUCCGCCAUGAGGAGAAGGUUCCGUGUCACAUCUGUGGGAAGCUGCUGUCCGCCGCCUACAUCACCGACCACAUGAGGGUCCACAACCAGUCGCAGCACCACGCCUGUCACCUCUGCAACCGCAGCUUCACCACGCUCACCUACCUAAGAGUCCACGCUCAGAAGCACCACGGUCAGGAGUGGAAGGAGAGCGGGGGCGCGAGGGGGCUUCGGGGGACGGGGGCCGGUGGGGUGCUGCUCUGCCAGCUGUGCGGCGUGCAGUGUAAGACGGCCACGCAGCUCCAGGGUCACAUGGGCACCCACGCCAACCAGGGUGACCCCGUCCCCGACGCCACGGGGGCCACCGGCGUGGCCGUCACCGUGUCCAGUGCCAGCGCGGUGGGACUGCUAGUAACUGACUGCUCCGGCAUCGCCCCCCCGCCCCACAGCUAGCACGCUGGGAGGGCGACGGGGGCGGGACGGGGAUGAGGUGGGGGUGGAGGCGAUGGAGGCGAUGGAGGAGGAGAGACAACUACAGCCAGAUGUUUUCUCAACAGCCUGUCAGAACUGGACUCUGAGAGAAGCUGAAGAUCUUCUCUCCUCCUCAGCGUUGUCAUAGUUUCAUGAGGACGGCAGCCUUUUCGUACUUUUACCUCCGUCAGCGGUGUGAAACAGCUGAGCUCUCACCAACACUCAGACACACUUUACAAAACUGUACAGAGUGUUUGAAGACCAGAAGAGACAAAGCAAGGAAAGAGACAGUGGACAAGACAAUAAUGAAACCUCUGCUCAUUCAUUAAGAAGAUAUUAUGUGUAUUUUUAUUCAUGUUGCUUAGCGAUUAGCUGUUUCUAUUUGCCAUCAUCUCGUUGUUUUAAUCGUUGACUGACUCGCACAUUCUGUCAUGAUUUUGUAAAGUGUUUUUAGAUAAUUUAUAUUCCAUGAUAUCAGUGUUUGUUUAUAAUGGGGACGUUUAUCUAAAGAUAACAUUUACUUAUCUCUUUAAUUUAUUACUAAACAGUCUCCAGUUUGCCUUUUGUCAGAUUAUCAGAGCAGGGAAACCUACCGGGACACGGGAUCGACUGUUUCAGAUGGGACAUCAUGUAAAUACACUUUUUAUAGAGCUGAUGAAGGCAAACUACUAGAUGUUUGUGUAUCUCUCCCCCCCCCCCCCCAUUAAAUGAACAUUGAAUGUGCAUAACUUCUCUGCUUCAUAUGGUCUUCGCUCUGUCUCUGGAUGCUGAUUUGUAAUAUUUGAAAACAUGUAAUUUGUAGCUCCCUUGGUGACACACUUUCUGUGGCCGUGCAUAUUGAUUGUACUUUGAUGCAUAGCCUCGUUACUACUGUAUUAAA
Anoplopoma fimbria (sablefish) is the source of this 3294-nucleotide messenger RNA. It is a transcript of the gene maza, whose product is annotated as myc-associated zinc finger protein. The record is from RefSeq and is a predicted model, not a curated record. The transcript has 8 exons. Lineage: Eukaryota; Metazoa; Chordata; Actinopteri; Perciformes; Anoplopomatidae. Bases 1029 to 2396 code for a protein of 455 amino acids.